Messenger RNA from Panicum virgatum (switchgrass), 1472 nucleotides. Its product is annotated as probable sugar phosphate/phosphate translocator At3g11320. Gene Ontology annotation, cellular component: Golgi apparatus. The record is from RefSeq and is a predicted model, not a curated record. NCBI's taxonomy places the organism in Eukaryota, Viridiplantae, Streptophyta, Magnoliopsida, Poales, Poaceae. The coding region runs from base 106 to 1098 and encodes 330 amino acids. The transcript has 4 exons. Gene Ontology annotation, molecular function: antiporter activity.
CCCCUCCCAAAGCCCGCGGCGGCAGCAGAGCAGGCCAGGCCAGCGCCUCCCACCCAUCUCCCCCGCCUCCGCCCCCGCCGCCGCCGCGCCCGGGUCCGUUCCGAGAUGGGGCAGGAGGCCCACCACCACCACGCGCUCCCCACGUCCGCCGCCGCCGCGGACGCCGCCGGCGCCUCCCCGGCCGCGGCGGCCUCCAGGCUCUUCACGGCGGGGCUGGUGGCGGCGUGGUACGCCUCCAACAUCGGGGUGCUCCUCCUCAACAAGUACCUCCUCUCCGUCUACGGCUUCCGAUACCCCGUCUUCCUCACCGCCUGCCACAUGUCCGCCUGCGCCCUCCUCUCCAGCCUCGCCCACGCCUACGCCGGGGCCGCCCCCGCCCGCCGCCGCUCGCGGGGGCAGCUCGCCAGGGUCGCCGUGCUCGGCGCCGUCUUCUGCGCCUCCGUCGUCGCCGGGAACGUCUCCCUCCGCUACCUCCCCGUCUCCUUCAACCAGGCCGUCGGCGCCACCACGCCCUUCUUCACCGCCAUCCUCGCCUACGCCGUCGCCGCGCUCCGGGAGGCAUGCGCCACCUACGCCGCGCUCAUCCCCGUCGUCGCCGGCGUCGUCAUCGCCACGGGGGGCGAGCCGAGCUUCCACCUCUUUGGUUUCAUCAUGUGCGUCGGAGCCACGGCCGGAAGGGCGCUCAAGACCGUGCUGCAGGGGAUCUUGCUAUCAUCAGAAGAGGAGAAGAUGAACUCCAUGGACCUCCUCCGUUACAUGGCACCCGUGGCCGUCAUCCUGCUGGUUCCAGCAACAUUGAUCAUGGAGCGUGAAGCAUUUGGUGUGGUGGUCACCCUCGCACGGGAGGACCCCAAUUUCAUCUGGAUCCUGCUCUGCAACUCCUCGAUGGCCUACUUUGUGAACCUGACGAACUUCCUGGUCACCAAGCACACCAGCCCACUCACUCUUCAGGUUCUUGGGAAUGCAAAGGGCGCUGUCGCUGUUGUGGUCUCCAUCCUGAUAUUCAGGAACCCGGUAACAUUCAUGGGGAUGCUAGGCUAUGGGAUUACAGUCGCCGGGGUUGUUCUGUAUGGCGAGGCCAAGAAAAGGAGCAAGUGAGGGCCCAGCCUGGUGAGAAGCUGCUGCCUCUUCUGUGUCAGCUCCUUCACGCCUGGAGAUGCUAAGUGGUCUGAGCUGCUCUGAUGGAAUCAUGGUGAUGGUAUGUGGAAGACAAGCACAUCGGUCCCUUUUUUUCGCAUGGUCUGGAGUUGCAAUUUGAGCUGCUAAACUGUAGGAAUCUGGGAUGUCCAACUUGGCGUUUGGCUUCAUGUCAUCGAGAUGUAUUUAUCCUUGUAACAAUAUUUAUGUAGAUUCCAGAUGUACAACCAGCUGUUUGUACAGCUUAUUGGUGCUUACCAGAGAAUACAAACAUCAUGAUGAUCAUGUUACUUAUUCCUAGUAAAAGGUUGCUUCAGUUGCACCAACUGCUUCAA